Oryzias latipes (Japanese medaka) is the source of this 2123-nucleotide messenger RNA. RefSeq names its product RAB30, member RAS oncogene family (gene rab30). Gene Ontology annotation, molecular function: GTPase activity; GTP binding. NCBI's taxonomy places the organism in Eukaryota, Metazoa, Chordata, Actinopteri, Beloniformes, Adrianichthyidae. The record is from RefSeq and is a predicted model, not a curated record. Gene Ontology annotation, biological process: Rab protein signal transduction.
CUCCUCCUCCUCCUCUAGACAGUCAGAGCUAGUCGGCUGCUGAGGAGACAGUCAGGGGAAUUAUGCCCUGCCCAGCAGCGGCUUUGCCGAUUUGAGGAGCCUUUCUAUGCAUACCAAGUAGUUUUAGGUCCGGGGCAGUCCCCGUGGUUUUGGGGUUAUUAUGAGCAUGGAAGAUUAUGACUACCUGUUCAAAAUAGUUCUCAUAGGAAAUGCCGGAGUUGGCAAAACCUGUCUUGUUCGGCGCUUUACUCAGGGCCUUUUCCCACCUGGACAAGGGGCUACUAUCGGAGUAGACUUCAUGAUCAAAACUGUGGAAAUCAAAGGGGAGAAGGUCAAAUUGCAGAUAUGGGACACAGCCGGACAGGAGAGAUUUCGCUCCAUAACUCAGAGUUAUUACCGUAGUGCCAAUGCCCUCAUUCUUACAUAUGACAUUACCUGUGAGGACUCCUUCAGGUGCCUUCCAGAGUGGCUAAGGGAGAUCGAGCAGUAUGCCAACAACCAAGUGGUGACUAUAUUAGUCGGCAACAAAAUAGAUCUGGUGGAAAAGAGGGAGGUUCUGCGGCAGAGGGCUGAAGACUUCGCCGAGGCCCAGAGCAUGCUGUAUCUGGAGACGUCGGCCAAAGAGUCCGACAACGUGGAGAAGCUGUUCCUGGACCUGGCGUGCGAACUUAUCCGGGAGGCCAAGCAGAACAAGCUGGAUAACGGUGACACGGCUCCCAUGCUCGGCGAGGGGAAAACCAUCAGCUAUUUGAACUGCUGCAACGUCAACUAAAAGUGGGGUACAGCUGAUGUCGAGGGGGUCUCUCAGUCCUGAAGCCUCCGUCCCACUAAGACGGCAUGAAGCCACCUCUAAGUUUGAUCAUUUUAUUUCUUUUUUAGUCCCGUGAGUCUUUACAAGAUACUCAAGUUUUAGCUGCCCCUCCAGGAGCAAAUAGUUCAGGAUGCUGCCAUUACUGAGAACUCUUCUGGUCACUGUAGCAGUGAGUGGAUGUCCAACACUUCCAGGACUUCCACAUUGUGCUGAUCUUGGUAAAUUGCCAGGGUUUUCCUGUCAGGGCCAUUUUCCAUCAACAUUCACCAGCAGUAUUAAUCUAAAAGUUCUGCCAGGAAUUCUGUUACAGACCCCACACCGCCGAGGAGGAGUUCCAAAACCAUCCAAGGUUAUCUGUUAAAGGUAACAGCGUGUUUACAUUCAUAACAUCUUUGAGAUUACCGAGUUGGAAUAGGAUUUUUUUUUAAUCUGUUGCACAUUUAUUUUCCAAGUUAUCGUUGUUAUUUUUUUUCUCUGAGAAUCGCACUCACUAACUUUCAUCCUCAAAUGUCUAAGUUCUCUUUUUUUUUUUUUUUUUUUUUUUUUGCACCUCAUUUCAAACUGUGAAAUAUUUGUUUUUUUUUUCCUUUAAUUGCUGCUAGAAAAUGUUUUUGUGUUAAAUAACAUAAACUAAAACACUUAAAAAUGCUUAAAAGUAUUCUGUGAUGGUAUUUUGUUAAACUUGCAGUGCUUGUGAUUGUUUUAUUUUGAAAUUGCUAGAAGGCUGCAAUCAGACGUAAACAUGUAGUUUAAUGAAAUGAGUUUGUAUUUUCAAUACAGUCCGAUCUUUUUUUUACAUUUUUAUCCACAGACGAGUAUUUCUGCAUUUUUUGCUGCUGCUUGGACAUGAUAUUGGUUGAUGAGGUUUGUCCAUGUAGUUCUGUAGAACUUGUUGUAUUUCAUAUACUUUUAUUGUGAAUCCCCCUGUUUAGCUAUGAUUUGUAGCAUUAAAAAGAUUUUUUUUGUUGUUGCCAAAAGUGCAAUCUACUGUAUUGCACAAUGCCAUUUGCUGCACACUUUAUUUUCCCCUCGCCGUAAUUUGAAUACUGUAGUACAUCUUGGCACUUUGCUUUGAUCUUUUUGUACUGUCAGUAAUCCCCUUUUUUUAAAAUGGCAAGCUUUUGAGUUUUUUUUUUUUUUUUUUUGCCUUGUAACUUAGAUAUAUAGAAACAACUCCUGGUUGAUUAUUUGCAUUUUAUUUUUGUCAAAGUGGAAAACAAAGGAACAAAAAUGCUGUGGAGAUUUUGUGCUUUUUCAUGUGUAUAAAAUAUCCUCAUCAAUACUUUGCAUAACAUUAAAUAACUACACUAAU